Messenger RNA from Antechinus flavipes (yellow-footed antechinus), 1342 nucleotides. RefSeq names its product melanocortin 3 receptor (gene MC3R). Lineage: Eukaryota; Metazoa; Chordata; Mammalia; Dasyuromorphia; Dasyuridae. Gene Ontology annotation, molecular function: peptide hormone binding; melanocyte-stimulating hormone receptor activity. The transcript has a single exon. The record is from RefSeq and is a predicted model, not a curated record. Gene Ontology annotation, biological process: G protein-coupled receptor signaling pathway. Gene Ontology annotation, cellular component: membrane. The coding region runs from base 374 to 1342 and encodes 322 amino acids.
CCCCUGAACCCAAGACCCUUCCUAACCAUGAAACCCACAGUUGUAUCUGGGAUAACCAAAGACAGUAGUUUUCUCUUUCCUUAACUGGAAAAUUGAAGAGAGGCUCAGAGUAAACUGCAGAGAGAGCGACUGCCAACUGCUGCUUCUUCAGCUGAGAAAGCUACAGCAGAGACAGAAGAAAUACCAAGAACAAACUUUUGUACCCUUUCAGCCCAAUCCUAACCUUUCUCAAUAUAAUCUUUUCUGGAGAAGAACAAAACUACAAUCUGCUGUCAAUAAACUCCAAGGGAAAAAAAGCUUCUUGAGAGAGAUUUGUUUUCUAAGCCGGCUGGACCCUUCACCGUGCCCCACUUAAUCAAUCCUUUUGUUGACAAUGAAUGCUACUGACUCCCUGCUCUCUUCCCAAAGUCUGCUUUCGAAAGGUACAGAGGAAGUAAAUGUUACCUUCCUCUUCAACAACCAGAGUAGCCCCGGAUUCUGUGAGCAGGUCUUCAUCAAGUCCGAGGUCUUCCUGACUCUGGGCAUCAUCAGCCUCCUGGAAAACAUCCUUGUUAUCUUGGCUGUGUUGAAGAAUGAAAAUCUGCACUCUCCUAUGUACUUUUUCCUCUGCAGCCUGGCAGUGGCAGACAUGCUGGUGAGUAUGUCCAAUGCUCUGGAGACAGUGAUGAUUGUCCUCCUCACCAAUGACUACUUGACCUUUGAUGACCAGCUCAUUCAAUACAUGGACAAUGUCUUUGACUCCCUGAUCUGCAUUUCCCUGGUUGCCUCCAUCUGCAACCUCUUGGUCAUUGCCAUUGAUAGAUACAUCACCAUUUUCUAUGCCCUGCGUUAUCACAGCAUCAUGACAGUGAAAAAAGCCAUCACUUUGAUUGGAGCCAUCUGGAUCUGUUGUUUCAUCUGUGGGAUCAUGUUCAUCGUCUACUCCGAGAGCAAGACUGUCAUCGUGUGCCUCGUUACUAUGUUUUUCGCCAUGCUGCUCCUGAUGGCCACCCUCUACGUGCACAUGUUCCUCUUUGCCCGGCUGCACGUCAAGCGUAUUGCAGUGCUGCCAGCUGAUGGGGUCAUGCACCAACAUACCUGCAUGAAAGGGGCUGUCACCAUCACUAUUUUGCUGGGAGUAUUCAUUUUUUGCUGGGCACCCUUCUUCCUCCAUCUCAUCCUCAUCAUCACAUGCCCUACUAACCCCCACUGUAUCUGUUAUACCUCCCAUUUCAACACCUACCUGAUCCUCAUCAUGUGCAACUCAGUCAUUGAUCCCCUCAUUUAUGCUUUCCGGAGCCUUGAAAUGCGCAAGACCUUUAAGGAAAUAGUCUGUUGUUGCAGUGGUAUAGGUUCAGGGUAG